Molecule: messenger RNA, 805 nt
Organism: Talaromyces proteolyticus
Lineage: Eukaryota; Fungi; Ascomycota; Eurotiomycetes; Eurotiales; Trichocomaceae
Product: 60S ribosomal protein L36
Exons: 3
Coding region: 79-390 (103 amino acids)
Biological process (GO): cytoplasmic translation
Cellular component (GO): ribosome; cytosolic large ribosomal subunit
Molecular function (GO): structural constituent of ribosome
Source: RefSeq, a predicted model, not a curated record
AACGCCUUUUGUCCUUCGACAACGACAACCAAACAGACCACCUAAAUCACUUCGCGAUUUACUCAUACACCGUUCGACAUGGCGAAGGAACGUUCCGGUAUCGUGGUCGGCUUGAACAAGGGUCACAAAACGACUCCUCUGGAGAGCAAAGCCCGCAUCAGCCGCAGCAAGGGCCGUCUCUCUCGCCGCACCGCUUUCGUCCGUGAAAUCGUCAAGGAGGUCGCUGGUCUUGCUCCUUAUGAGCGCCGCGUUGUCGAAUUGUUGAGAAACUCCCAGGACAAGCGCGCCAGGAAGCUCGCCAAGAAGAGGCUCGGUACCAUUGGUCGUGCUAAGGCCAAGGUCGACGAGAUGCAGAAGGUUAUUGCCGAAGCCAGACGGGCCGGUCACUAAAAAUCGACUUCCAAGCGGUUUUUUUUGUUCCAUCUCGUUGUUUAUCAUUAUUUCGCAUCAUCCCCUCUGUUUUUUCUUUACCAAUGUGUGUUCGGACCUUUUUCUUUCCGAGUUCAUACCCCAAAAAAAAUUCCACACGACUAUGAACAAUGAUUAUGGUUUCUUCCUACAGCAAUUUCGCCCUGGAAUAAAUAUCAAGGCAGGCGAUGGAAUCUUGCUACGGACAAAGGUGGUUUGUGCAUAACAAUGGAGUUAUGUUGUUUAUGACGGAUCAUUCGGGUGGACAGUCAUGGAAUUACGAACUUGACUUGGAUCUUCCCUACGGACUGCCAGUCUUUCUUUGUCUAUCAGGAUAAAGAGUGGUCUCGAAAAUCUAAUAUCAAAAUUAGAAAAAACCUACAAUCCAAUUCUGAUG